Astyanax mexicanus (Mexican tetra) is the source of this 4014-nucleotide messenger RNA. It is a transcript of the gene slc16a1b, whose product is annotated as solute carrier family 16 member 1b. Gene Ontology annotation, cellular component: membrane. Bases 545 to 1987 code for a protein of 480 amino acids. NCBI's taxonomy places the organism in Eukaryota, Metazoa, Chordata, Actinopteri, Characiformes, Acestrorhamphidae. Gene Ontology annotation, biological process: monocarboxylic acid transport; transmembrane transport. The transcript is spliced from 5 exons. The record is from RefSeq and is a predicted model, not a curated record. Gene Ontology annotation, molecular function: monocarboxylic acid transmembrane transporter activity.
GGAGUUGCUGGAUUUUUUCCACCUGAUUCCAAACCUUUUGUAAAUUACAUGAUCAGCGCUGAUUUCAGAUCACAUGAUCGGAUCAGAGACAUUCCUAGAAUAUACAUAAAUUUUAAAGAAAAGUUUCGUAAAAAUGUGGCAGGAAGUGUCAGUAACUGAUUUCAUAGGGCUCUACAUACAGCAUGUGUGAUUUGAGAUGUGAUUGGGUUGAUUAAUUAUGUCCAGGAUGUCGUCGUUAGCCGCAUGUCAGUGAGUAACUCAUGACUACUGGUUUGCCAGGCAUAGCAGGCAGUCGUUCUCAGGAACACUGCGCUCUCUGAACACAGUCUGCUCUUCAGGAUGCUUUCUGUCGCCAGAUUAUUCCUAUAGUAUAGGAGAGGGUGUACCUGGACUCUCUGAGUGUGUGUGAAUAUACGUCAGACUGCUGUUCAUGCUGCACGAGGGCUUUAUCUGAAGAGCGUAGUGAAGACUGACCAAGUGUUUGUGACCCUGACCUGACCCUGCUCGUCCUGCUCCUGACCGGUGUACCCGAGCGUGUGUAGAGAUGCCUCCAGCGACAGGUGGUCCAGUGGGGUACACUCCCCCCGAGGGAGGCUGGGGCUGGGCGGUGGUGGUGGGAGCCUUCAUCAGCAUUGGCUUCUCCUACGCCUUCCCCAAAUCCAUCACCGUCUUUUUCAAAGAGAUCGAGCAGAUCUUCGGAGCCACCAGCAGCCAGGUCUCCUGGAUCUCCUCCAUCAUGCUGGCCACCAUGUACGCGGGAGGACCAAUCAGCAGUAUCCUGGUCAACAAGUAUGGCAGUCGACCAAUCAUGAUGAUCGGAGGCUGUCUGGCUGGAACAGGAUUGGUUGCCGCGUCCUUCUGUAACACAGUGCAGGGGCUGUACUUCUGCGUGGGAGUGAUCGGAGGUCUGGGAUUGGCUUUCAAUUUGAAUCCAGCCCUGACGAUGAUCGGCAAGUACUUCUACAAGCGGCGCCCAAUCGCUAACGGCAUUGCGAUGGCAGGCAGCCCAGUGUUUCUCUCCACUCUCGCUCCCCUCAACAGCUGGCUCUACGACCAGUUUGGCUGGAGGGGGAGCUUCUUGAUCCUGGGCGGUGCUUUGCUCAACUGCUGCGUGGCUGGUUCCUUAAUGCGACCCAUCGGACCCAAACCGCAGCCGCCCAGACCCGAGGUGAAGGAGGACGGUGGUCCCAAAGUGCAGGAGGAGAAAACGGUGAUGCAGACCAUCAACAGCUUCAUUGACCUGACGCUCUUUUUGCACCGCGGCUUCCUGCUCUACCUCCUGGGCAACGUCAUCAUGUUCUUCGGCCUGUUCGCCCCGCUCGUGUUCCUCAGCAAUUACGCUAAGAGCAUGCACAUUUCCAAAGAGAAAGCUGCCUUCCUGCUCUCCAUCCUGGCCUUCACCGACAUGAUCGCACGGCCCUCCAUGGGGCUGUUGGCCAACACGAAGUGGGUCAGGCCGAGGAUACAGUAUUUCUUCGCUGCUUCGGUGCUCUAUAACGGAGUUUGCCAUUUGUUGGCGCCGCUCUCGGUGGACUACGUAGGGUUUGCGGUGUACGCCGUGUUUUUCGGGGUGGCGUUCGGCUGGCUGAGCUCCGUUCUCUUCGAGACGCUGAUGGACCUGGUGGGAGCGCAGAGGUUCUCCAGUGCUGUCGGACUAGUCACCAUUGUGGAGUGUGCACCUGUGCUGCUUGGACCACCACUACUGGGUGCAUUAAACGAUUGGUACCACGACUACAAAUACACCUACCAGGGCUGCGGCAUCGUCCUGGUCAUAGCCAGCGCCUUCCUGUUCGUGGGAAUGGGGAUCAACUACCGGCUGCUGGAUCGAGAGCGGCGGGAGGAGGAGAGGAAAGCAGGGCUGGAAGGAAGAGACGAGGAGACCAACCUAGACAAUGCCAUCAAGGAGAAGGAGAAGGACGCCGAGAACGACGUGUCCACUCCUCUCACGCAGGCGGACGUGUCCAAAAUGGACGAGGACUCUGUAUAACGCGCCCUAAUGAGUGCACACUCGAGUUCACGCUCUCAGCUACCUGGCAACCAGUGUUCCAGCAGCGUCUUCCAGCAGACCGCAGUGCGCAAUAAAUACGAACAAAUGAGGAACAGACUUUUUUAUUUUAGCUAAAUGUGUAAAAAUAAAAGGAAAAGCCACCCUGGAACAAAACACAGACACACAACGGCAAACCUACAAACAUUAUUCUGUUGUUUUUAUGUAGUCAUUCACUUUUACAGGCCCUGAUUUCAGUUCUUGUCGUUCGUACGAUGAGUUUAUUAUAGAUCGUAGAUUAUUCCAUACUUCGUAUUCUCUGCUUGACUUGACUGAGGUACUGAAUUAAUGAGUUACCAUGUUUUUUUAAUGCAGUACAAUAGCACAACGUUCACAGUUGCUGUUGCUCUUGCCCUUUUUUGAGCCAUUCUAUACGAAAUCUAUGAAACGGUACCGGCUGGAGACGUCUGGAGCUCGGUCUGAAGCACAGUACAGGUUAUAUGACUUCUUCUGUCUGUUCUUUUUCUUUAAAUUCUCGGGUGUGCUUGGAUGGAUACCUCCUCAGUGCGAUGCAGGUGGAUUUAGGCUUUUUUAUUAUUAUAAUUUAAGUUUUUUUUUUUUUCUCAUAGAGGUAAUUGGUCCAGCAUAAUUUCAUUUGAACCCCUCUUAGACUCUGUAACCCACACUACUUCACUUUUGUACAUAAAAUACUCUCACAAAUUACAAUAAAAUAGCAUUUGAUAACAAUUUGAUAGGCCUUAAGAUAGAGCCCUGGGGUACUCCACAAGAUGUUAAUAGUUAAUAGUUAAAUCCAACUGUUACAAAAACUAAAGGCCCUUUCACAGGGAGAAAGAUUUGAUUGAAAAUGGAACAAAAAUCUGAUUCAAUCUUCAAUAUUCUAUAUUAUUGUUUAUCUAGUGAAAGCGUCACACCAAUUCUGAUGCAGUUUUUUAUUUUUAUUGAUUGUAUUUGAUUUGUUUCUGCAUCUACACAGUGCUAGAAACUACUACAUAGCUCCCAUAAAUGCUCUCUGUUUCUCUGCCCUCUCUUUUUUUAUGUCACUCAUUAGCAAGGGAAGCUAACGUUAUAGUUCAGACCUCUCUGUGGAACAUGAUCAUACAAGGAUGCACCAAAACAGACCUUAAGGUCCCUGUAAUGCACAGCCUUUCAGCAUUGCUGUACCUUUUUGUAUAUUUUUAAUUCUCUGUGUUGUUACCUCUUUAUAUUAGCUUUUGUUUUCUACUCUGAACAAUAAAAAGCAGCAUCACAGUCAGAGAAACAUCAUUAAUACAUGUGUUUGUUUUGCGAAACUUUAUGUGCGUCUCUUUUGAUCCAUUAAAAUCAAACUCCUUGUGAAAGGGCCCUAAUUGACAACAGUUUAUGCAUGAGUUUUAAUAACUGCAUAAUAAUGAACAUUGAGUUCAGUUGGUUAACAAUCGUUAUGGUCACAAUUAGCAUUAAUUUAAUCAGCCCUACAAUAGAGCCCUGGGGCACUCCACAAGAUGUUAAAUGCUAAAUAAAACUUUUAAACCAGCUAAUUCACAACAAUUUAUGCAUUCGGUUUAAUAACUGAAUAAUAAACCUUGAGUUUAGUUGGUUAACAGUCAUUAAUGUCACAAUUAACAUGAAUUUAAUUGGCCCUAUAAUACAGCCCUGGGGGACUCCCCAAUAUGUUAAAUACAACUUUUAAACCAGAUAAUUCACAACAAUUUAUGCAUGAGGUUUAACACCUGUUAACUAACUGAAACUAAGGUUUAUUAUUCAAUCGUUAUGGUCACAAUUAACAUGAAUUUAACUGGCCCUACAAUAAAGCCCUGGGGGAUUCCACAAUAUUUUAAAUGUUAAAUCAAACUUUAAAAGCAGCUAAUUCACAGCAAUUUAUGCAUGACAUUUAAUAACUGAAUAAUAAACCUUUAGUUCAAUUGGUUAACAAUGGUUACUACUACAAUUAAAAUCUUUUUAAGUGUUCCUACAACAGAGCCCUGGGGGACUCCACAAGAUGUUAAAUGCUAAAUAAAACUUUUAAACCA